Nanorana parkeri is the source of this 3113-nucleotide messenger RNA. RefSeq names its product laminin subunit beta-4-like. The record is from RefSeq and is a predicted model, not a curated record. Lineage: Eukaryota; Metazoa; Chordata; Amphibia; Anura; Dicroglossidae. Gene Ontology annotation, biological process: cell migration; substrate adhesion-dependent cell spreading; basement membrane assembly. The transcript has 18 exons. The annotation marks the transcript as partial. Gene Ontology annotation, cellular component: laminin trimer.
ACUGUGGUUGUAAUCCAUUUGGAUCCUUGCCAUCCUCAGUGUGUGAUGCUGUUACUGGACAGUGCCAAUGUCAGAAUCUUGCCACAGGCCAAUACUGUGAUGAGUGCAUUCCUGGUUAUUGGGGGCUUGGGAACAGCCUGUAUCCUUGUUCUGCAUGUAACUGUGAUAUUGGAGGAGCACGCAGUGUUGGAUGUUCUCAGAGUACUGGUCAGUGUGACUGCCUUCCUAAUAUAGUGGGCAUUCAGUGUAACCAGCCAGCAGAUGGAUAUUACUUCAUACGCCUUGACUAUUACAUCUAUGAGGCAGAGAAAGCCCAGGCACUCUCUGGAUCAGCAACCAUAGUUAAUCCAACACCUAUGCCAAAAUGCCAGGAUUAUUUCUUGAAACAAGGAAUAGAUUUUCGAUUUGAGAAUGACAGAAUAAUACUUAAAUCGAUGCCAAAAAGAAGUGUACGAGAACGACGACAGGCACAGGAAAUUGUUCCAUUUGGUACAAAAGGUGUUGUGGAACUCGUAUUAAGGCAGCCAAUACCAGGCAAACCAGUGACUUGGACAGGACCUGGAUUUGCACGUGUUCUACAUGGUGCUGGACUGAGAUUUACUGUCAAUAACAUUCCAUACUCCAUGGAUUUCAUUAUUGCAAUCCGAUAUGAGCCAGAGUCAACAGAGGACUGGACAGCAAGAAUUAUGGUUAACCUCCCUAAUGGUGGAUUAAGUGAACGCUGCAGAAACAACAAACUUCCGCCUGAAGGAUAUACACUUCAACUGAUUGCCACUAACAGGAUUGCACUGCUGAAUACCCCUGUGUGCCUGGACCCAGACAGAGAAUACCUAAUAGAUGUGGAUUUCUCUCAAGUAUCAAAUAUUCCUACAAAUAAGCAAUAUAUUCUUGUUGAUUCGCUUGGACUGAUUCCCCAGAUUUCAUCUCUAAGCAAUCUCUGUACUGAAGAGCAAUUAGAAGAAUAUGAUUAUUAUAACUGCAUUGAAAUUGCUUCUGACAUUGGAACAGAAAUUCUGCCAGAUGUCUGUGAGAAGCUUAUUGUUAGCAUGUCUGCACGUAUACAUAAUGGUGCUGUUAAGUGUUCCUGUAAUUCUGAAGGAUCAUUAAACAAUCGUUGCAGCAAGAUCGGAGGUCAAUGUCAAUGCAAGCUCAAUGUUGUUGGAAGCUGUUGUGAUAGGUGUGCUGUGGGCAGCUAUGCAUUUGGUCCCAACGGCUGUCUAGGUUGUGAUUGUCAUAUCAAUGGUUCAAUGAGCACAUUGUGUGAUCAGGUUACUGGUCAGUGUGCUUGCCGUAAAGACAUCAAGGGUCGUCAUUGUGAUCAUUGCCUUCCUGGAUACUAUGGAUUUCCAAACUGUAGACCUUGCCAGUGUAAUGGAAAUUCAGAGUCAUGUGAUCCAAUAACUGGGGCUUGCAAGACCUGCAAGGGAUUUGCAACUGGUACCAACUGUGAGCGGUGUCUUGAUAAUUACUUUGGGAAUCCACUAAAAGGACAGCCAUGCCGCCCAUGUAUGUGUCCAGGUUCUCCUACAGGCAACCAAUAUUUUGCAGAUUCCUGUGAACAAAACCCUGAUACUCAAGAGGUGACCUGCAACUGUCUAGAAGGUUACACAGGAAAGAACUGUAAUGAGUGUCCUGUUGGUUUUUAUGGAAAUAUAGAAGAAGGAGAAAAAUGUUUACCAUGUCAAUGCAAUAACAAUAUAGAUAUAACAGAUCCUGAAGCAUGUGACAAAAUCACAGGGGAGUGUUUAAAGUGUUUGAGAAACACAUCCGGACCUAACUGCGCAUCCUGUCUACCAGGCUACUUUGGUACUGGACAUCAUCAGAAUUGUACAAGGUGUGUCUGUAACUCCAUGGGAACCAAGGAUGAGAACUGCUCAAUUUAUGAGGAGGUUGGGGAAUGUGUAUGUGACAGAACUACUGGACAGUGCCCUUGUUUGCCCAAUGUAAUUGGAAUUAUGUGUGAUACAUGUGCACCUGGAUACUGGGACUAUUCCGGUGGAAAAGGAUGUCGGCCUUGCAGCUGUUAUCUAAGUAAUUCCUUAGGGAAUCAGUGCAAUCAGUUUACAGGUCAGUGCAUAUGCAAACCAAAAUACAAAGGCAAGAAAUGUGACCAAUGUCAAGAAAAUCACUAUGGGAACCCAAAGGUGCAAUGCAUUCCUUGCAGGUGCAAUUUGGAAGGCAGUCAAAAGCCUAUGUGUGAUAAAGACACUGGUGAAUGCAACUGCAAAGUAGGAGUUACUGGAAGAUACUGUGACCAAUGUGCGCCUAAAUUCAAGCAAGAGUUCCCUGCAUGCCUUCGAUGCCAUAUGUGCUUUGACCAAUAUGAACAUAAUGUAUCCUCCCUGGCUGACUCUGUCCAUGGCUUGGUUAGAUUAGCUGCCAACAUUGGCCCCACCAGGUCGCCAAUGGCCUGUGAUGUUCAGAUAAGCAUCCUUCAGGAUAAACUUUAUGCUAUCAAGAAAAUCUUUAAGAGCCGAAUUCUUUCACCUGACAAGUAUGCAAAAGUCAAGACCUUCUAUGACAAUAUAAGGCAGAAAGUAAAUAAAAUCAAAAUAUUAGAUUUAGGAAAAUUCAGUGAGAUACCAAAGCUGAAUAAAACAAUAUGGGAUAUGGAGAAAGAAAUUGAUGUUUUAUUUAAAGACCUAGACAUAAUAAGAAAAAAGAAGCAGAGAGAAACAAUAGUCAAGGUUAAAGACAUCCAAGCAUCUUUUGACAAGAUCACCAAACACUAUAAAACAUCGUUAUCUGCAGCAGAGAAGGCACGCAAUGCUACCCCUAUCACUCGGACUGCAUCCAAAACUAGAAAAACUAUUCUGACUGCACUUAGCAACUUAGAUAUAAAAGACAAACAUAAUUUAGAAAAGUUAAACAAAAUGAAAUCUCUACAAAUAAGUAAAAUGAAUGAAAUGGUUUGUGGAACCGUUUGGGACUUUCCUUGUGAUAUUUCCCCCUGUGGAGGUGCUCUAUGCAGAGAUAAGUUUGGCAGAAGGAAAUGUGGUGGCACCGAUUGUAGUGGAGCUUUGCCAGUUGCCAGAGAUGGUCUGAAAAAAGCAAAUGAAACAGAUGCAAAGUUAAAGAGUGUUGCAAUUAAUCUCCUUGAAGCGGAGAAACAG